Schistocerca piceifrons (Central American locust) is the source of this 2082-nucleotide messenger RNA. RefSeq names its product UDP-glucosyltransferase 2-like. The transcript is spliced from 6 exons. NCBI's taxonomy places the organism in Eukaryota, Metazoa, Arthropoda, Insecta, Orthoptera, Acrididae. The record is from RefSeq and is a predicted model, not a curated record. Gene Ontology annotation, molecular function: UDP-glycosyltransferase activity. Bases 104 to 1696 code for a protein of 530 amino acids.
GAUGGCAGUGAAUGAAUGCGCCGUUUUCUUUCAGCAAGCACACCCUUCAGCAAGGACACAGUACAUUGCGGCCUGCUAGAGAGUCAUCGCUGUAAACGGCACGAUGUCUUUACGUUUCUGUGCUAAUGGGGGAAGGUGGCAGAGCAUCUGGCAGUGUAUACUUCUGCUAGCUGGAGUCAUCACACAGGGACAGGGAGCUAACAUUCUGUCAGUGGUGACAGUUCCAAGUAGGAGUCACAUGGUCUUUAUAUCACCAUUGCUUCAUGAACUAGCUCAAAGAGGGCAUAAUUUGACUGUGAUUAGUCCAUUCCCACAGUCUCCACCCGUGAAGAAUGUAAGAGAUAUUAAAUUAAACUACAGAAUGGAUAGCUUUUAUAAAGAGAGAAACUUGUCACUUUUUGAACUAGGUGAAACAAACCCACUUACUUUGGUUUUCUUAAGUGGCAUACUUGUAACUGAAAUGUGUAAGGCUGCUGUCAGUACACCAGAAGUACAAGAACUAAUAACAUCUAGUGACCAGAAGUUUGAUCUCCUUAUAGCUGGUGCUUACUCUGACUGUUUUCUUGGACUGGCACAUAAGCAUAAUGCCAGUAUUAUAUAUCAAAUUCCAAAUACUCUCACGUUUAUGUUGGGUGAUCCAGUUGGCAACCCUGGUGCAUAUUCCUACAUUCCUGACAUAUUGCUUAAUAUUCCUGUGAAUAUGAAUUUUUUACAACGGAUGUUAAACAGUGUGUGUGGACUCCUUGUUGAAUUAGUGCGGUUCUUCAGUUAUAUUCCACGCCAACAAGAAAUAAUGAUGACAUAUUCUAGAAAUAUUGACAAUUUUCCAUCUAUUGAUAAGUUGUGGAAAAGCACUUCACUGCUUCUCCUCAACAACCAUGAAAGCAUAGGCCUUCCCAGGCCUCUAACACCAAAUACAAUUCAGGUUGGAGGAAUGCAUAUUAAACCUUCAAAAGAUCUUCCAAAGGAACUUAAAACAGUUAUGGAUAAUUCCGAAGGAGUUAUAUUCUUCAGUUUCGGGUCAAAUGUUCAACCUUCUGAAAUGCCAAAUGACAAAUUCAAUGUUUUUAUCAAAGUUUUCUCAAAACUGAAGCAAACAGUAUUAUGGAAAUGGGAUCAAGAUGAUAUGAUUGGGAAGCCAAGUAAUGUACAUCUUGGGAAAUGGUUUCCCCAAAAUGAUAUUUUGGGACAUAAGAAAGUUGUGUUGUUUAUAUCACAUGGUGGUAUACAUAGCCUUCAAGAAGCUGUCUACCAUGGAGUUCCAGUUUUAGGAAUACCAAUACUUGGAGAUCAAAAUGUGAAUUUAAUUCGAGCUGAGGCUAAAGGAUAUGCAGUUAAAUUACUGUUCCACAACAUUACAGAAGAGUCUUUACUAUGGGCAAUCAGCGAAGUCUUAACACAACAAAAGUACCGGCAGCGGGCAGCGGAACUGUCACGGUUGUUCCGCGACCAGCCACAGCCGCCACUGGAGCGCGCUGUCUACUGGACGGAGUACGUGCUGAGGCACGGCGGCGCACCGCACAUGCGCAGCGCGGCGCUCGACCUCAGCUGGUGGCAGCUGCUGCUGCUCGACGUCGCGGCCUUCGUCGUCGUCUGCGCGCUGGCGCCAGUCUUCCUCUGCCUCUGUGUGGUCCGCAGGUGUCGCCGCCCGCGCGCCACACGUGCAGCCUACGCUGAGUCGAAGAAAAAGCAGUGACGACACCGGCGCUUCGAGGCCCAAGAUACCUUUUUGAGUUCAGUGGGGUCAAUCACUCGCACGCCAUAUAAUCUGACUUCUCCCCACUGCAGUUAUGUCAAUACAAUCAAAAAAAAUUCUCUGCAUUCAUCAGAACAAAAAAUUAGCAAUUUGUGCAACACAGCAUUCUAAAUAGUGGAUGAAUUGAUAUGCUGAGUAUAAAACAUAACUAAUAUUUUAAUGAAAAUUUUGAAGCAUUACAAUUCGCAUACAAAUUUUCUUUGCUUUAGAUUAGAUUAGAUUUACUUUCAUUCCAAUUGAUCCGCAGUGAGGAGGUCCUCCAGGAUGUAGAACGUGUCAGAAAAGCAAUAAUAAUGGCAAAUAUUUACAACUAAAACAGAUAAGCU